Branchiostoma belcheri (Belcher's lancelet) is the source of this 1987-nucleotide messenger RNA. Its product is annotated as synaptotagmin-7-like. The coding region runs from base 400 to 1644 and encodes 414 amino acids. The transcript has 9 exons. Gene Ontology annotation, molecular function: clathrin binding; SNARE binding; calcium-dependent phospholipid binding. The record is from RefSeq and is a predicted model, not a curated record. Gene Ontology annotation, cellular component: membrane; axon; synapse. Gene Ontology annotation, biological process: calcium-ion regulated exocytosis; cellular response to calcium ion; vesicle fusion. Lineage: Eukaryota; Metazoa; Chordata; Leptocardii; Amphioxiformes; Branchiostomatidae.
CAUGCUCUGUUGCUUCUGUUUACCAAAACAACAUUCCUCCUGUUGCGCCCUCCCUAAAAACAUACAAGGGCCUUUGGGCACACCUCACGUCGUCAUCCCACCCUUUGUUACGUCGGUCACGACUCAGCUAACCUUUUCACAACACGUUUGGUUGGACCAGGAAUAAUUCUCACCACAUGGCAAACGUGUGCCUUCCAAUAAGAAGUUUAGUCCUACGGUCGUCAAAACUAACCUCUGAACUCUGCGAAGAUCAAGUCUGAUCAUAACCUUUGAGCUAUGAUUGUUUGAAGGUCGUGCAGGAUCUCGUGCUUCGUGAGAAGGCAUCUAAGAAAGGUCUUGGCCUUAAGGAAAGGGUAAAGUCGACAUUUCCUUGUCGACAUUGCUUAGGAAUGGUAGGAUAUGCUUGGGUCUGCUGAAUUCGCACUGCUGCCAGUUGUGGUUGCUGCGGCCAGCCUGGUUACCAUGGUGAUGACCCUUGCCCUCUGCUCGCUGUGCCAGUGGUGUCAGCGGCGGGACAGUUACACAGAACUGGAGAGGGACGAUGAAACAUCGGAGAAGGGCGGAGCGUUCCACCAGUCCAACCUCAUCACCAGAAAAACUAUCAAGUUUGAGCGACCGCCAGGAAAGGCGAUGCUCCGCGGGAAUGUCCAGCCCAACGCGGACGGGCAGGAGGACGACACGUCGGAAAACGGGACGACGCUCAAGGUCCAGCCCUUCUCCCUGUCCAACCUGUCAGCUUCCUCCAUGCCGUCAAUCAGUCUCCGACUCUCUCCUUCAAUGCAUGAAGAUGAAGGCAGUGACAGUAAUGAGGAUGUUGUGAGUGAGCCGACAGCUAACCUGGGCAGGAUCCAGUUCAGCAUGUCCUACGACUUCGACACCAUGACUCUGGUACUGCACAUCAAGAGAGCUGUGGAGCUGCCUGCAAAGGAUUUCAGUGGCACCAGCGACCCAUUUGUGAAAAUCUGCCUCUUGCCUGACAAGAAAAAUAAGAUGGAGACCAAAGUAAAGAGACGAAACCUGAACCCACACUGGAAUGAGACCUUCCAGUUUGAAGGUUUCCCAUAUGACAAGCUCCAACACCGUGUGUUGUACCUCCAAGUGUUUGACUACGACCGCUUCAGUAGAAAUGAUCCCAUAGGGGAGGUUCAUUUACCACUGUGUGAGGUGGACCUGACAGAGUCGCCCACAUUCUGGAAGGACCUCAGACCCUGCCCCAACUCUAAUGAUAACCUGGGGGAGCUGCUGGUAUCACUGUGCUACCAGCCCACAGCCCAGCGCAUCACUAUUGUAGUGAUGAAGGCCAGACAUCUCAAAGCUAUGGACAUCACAGGAACAUCAGACCCCUAUGUGAAGAUCUGGCUCGUCUACAGAGACAAGAAGAUUGAGAAGAAGAAGACGUCUUGUAAGAAGCGUUCCUUGAACCCCGUCUUUAACGAGUCCUUCAUCUUCGACAUCCCCAUGGACAAGAUGAAGGAGACAAGCUUCAUCAUCUCAGUCAUGGACAAGGACACGCUCAAGAAAAAUGAUGUCAUAGGAAAGGUCUGUCUUGCCCCCCGUAGUGGCCCACUGGAGACUAAACACUGGAAGGAGAUGAUCUCCAAACCCAGACAACCAGUCGCCAUGUGGCACGGCCUGAAGAAAUAGGAGUUUAUAUCUCCACAUAACACUACAUUAGGCCAUACAAACUGUAUAGAUGUCAUUUGUAUAGAAGGAGCUGCCACUUGUAGCCAAAUGUGGUCUCUUUGCCUCAUAAAAAAGCCAGACAAACUUGAUUUUUCAUAGAUAACAUGUCUCAUGAUCUAACAUCGAUGAUACGGAGUACACUUUUACAAUGCUCUCAUAUUUGUAUGAUAUAAUUUGGCAAAGGAAUGACUUCAUGUAUUCACAAUGGCAAGUCAACAAUGGGAGAUGAUUAAAGCUCCUCUGUCAAAGGGAGUGACAAAUCUUUCUGGGAGGGGGAAACAGGACAAGGUGAGUUUCAACUCAA